Anopheles coustani is the source of this 5316-nucleotide messenger RNA. Its product is annotated as protocadherin Fat 4-like. The transcript is spliced from 20 exons. The coding region runs from base 151 to 5316 and encodes 1721 amino acids. The record is from RefSeq and is a predicted model, not a curated record. Lineage: Eukaryota; Metazoa; Arthropoda; Insecta; Diptera; Culicidae. Gene Ontology annotation, cellular component: plasma membrane. Gene Ontology annotation, biological process: homophilic cell-cell adhesion. Gene Ontology annotation, molecular function: calcium ion binding.
CGCUGCAGGUGCACGCUUCAUCGAACCGCCGGAAAAGCGCGUGAAAACUGUUUCCGUUCCGUGCGAUUCAUUCAUUACCACCGUCAGUGAUACGGAAGCGUUGCCACAGUGGAAACACCCGGGUGAAGGGUAGAAGGAAAAGUGAAAAAAAUGGCAUAUUCAAGGCCAUACGAUUCAGUGAUGUGGCCUAUGCUGCUCGGGGUAGUUCUCCUGACGACCCACUGUGCCGCCCAGUGGGGCGUGCCAAUGUUCGAGGCGGGAAAUAACGAGGACAUCUCGCUCGGGGCGUACCAGGAAAACAUAAAGCAGCUAGACGUGUGGAUGCUCGAGGAGAAGCAACCCGGGUACGUGCUGGUCUACAUCAAUUACCAGGGCACGGCAACGCCAACCAUCAGCUUGGCUCCGGCCAGCCUCGGCGCGACGCUGGAAAAGGACACUGAUCGCUGGCGCAUCACCAUCGGCCGCACGCAGGACUACGAGGUACCGGCGCAGCGGUACCAGCUGAUCCUGAUGUCGAUCGAAGACUCGCGGGACCCGUACACCAUCGCGGUGCACCUCGUGAACAUCCUCGACAACGAGCCGAUCAUGGCGAGCGUGAAUAACUGCGAGAUCGAGGAGCUGCGCUCGAGCUUCGUCUCGGACUGUCUGUUCAGCGUGUACCAUGCGGACGGGUUCGAGGAGAACGGCAUUCGCAACUCCAGCACGAACGAGCUGACGUUCGAGAUAGACGAUGCGAGCGGGGCCGGUGUCCACUUUCGCUUCGAUCCGUCCAACCAGACGCCAGCCGAAGCCGCCUACAACCGACUGUACAAUCUCCGGGUGCUGGAAGCGCUGAACUACGAGAUGAGGGCCCUGUUUAACUUUAUCACCACCGUGUACGAUCUGGACAAGACGCAUUCGUUCAAGAUGAACACCAUCGUGAAGGUGCGCAACGUUGAAAGCCGUCCGCCACGGUUCAUUCGGCCCUUUGCCACACAACGCAUUAUGGAGAAGGAAGACUUUAGUACCACGGUCACAGCCAUCGAUGGCGAUACGGAGCUGAACAAACCCAUCUGCUACGAGCUGAAGACGGCCAACUCGUCUCACCAAAAGUACUUUGAAAUUGGGGAAACGACCGGGGAGCUCGUCGUGCAUCCGAUCGACCGAGACACUGAAGAGAACGAGUUGUAUCCGUUCACGAUAACGGCGUACAAGUGCCACAAUAAUUCGUUCAGUACCACCAUCGACAGUGCAAUCAUUCUAGAGGACAAGAACGAUUGCUAUCCGGAGAUCGACGUGAAACCGAUCGAGCUGGAAUUCUGGGAGAACACCGUCAUGGAGCUGGCGUUCGAGCAGUUCGUCAUCGAGGAUCGCGAUCUUGGGGAGCACGCACGGUACGAGGUGGAACUCUGGGAAACGGUGGGGGAUGCGGACCAGGUCCUUACGGACUCGUUUACCAUCAUCCCGUCGAGUGGCUACCAGCGGGGAACGUUCACUAUCAACAUCCUCAAUCCGCUAAAGCUGGACUACGAAAUUCCGGUCCGACAAAGUUUCCUACUUCACGUCACCGCUCACGAACCAAUCGAGCCAACGCACGUUCGCACCCAGCCUAUUACUAUUAACCUGCGGAACUGGAACGAUGAGGUUCCAAAAUUCGACAAGGUUGAUUAUGAGACCAGCAUCCUCGAAACGAUAGGGGCAAACGAGCUGCUUACGAAGGUUACCGUAACCGAUCGUGACAUCGAUGAUGGAAUACUGUUGACGGUCCUGGGUCGCUUAUCAUCGAACCUGCAGGUGAUCGCGCUGGAUAAGGUAGUGGACGAAUCGGGUUUGCCGAGCUAUCCAUUCGAGAUUCGCACAAAAGUGGACAAUAUCUUCGACUAUGACAUUGCUGAGGAGGUGAUUGUGCAGCUGCAGGCCGUCGAUCAGCUACAGACGGAUAAGAACGAACCACUACAUCCGAUCUUUGCGCAGAUGAUCGUGAUGGUAAUCGACGUCAAUAACAAGCCCCCUCAAAUUACGCUGCCACGCGGCUCGUUGCAUAUAGCGGAGAACUCGGUGGCGGAUAGUGCGGUCCUCAUCGGAGAGACAGACGUGGCCGAAAUCAUCGGUACCGAUCCGGACACGGAAGCAGACCUGCAGUUUAUCAUCGUCUGGUCCAGCAGCUAUGGCACGAAGAGUGGCAUCCGUGCUGCACCGGAAACCUAUGAAAACUGUUUCUACAUUGGCGAAGAAAAGUUCGGUCGCCAGCGGACGAUCGGAACCAUACGAGUGAACCCGGAAUUUACCCGCCAAGUGGACCACGAGAUGUACGACACGCUGUUCUUAACGAUUCGGCUGGUCGAUCGGAAUCAAACGAUCAUGCCCAACGAUGCCGUGGCAGUGGUAGCAAUACAGAUCGACGAUGAAAACGACAAUGCACCAGUGUUCGACGAAGGUACGCUGACGGUGGUACGAUCGGUCAAGGAGCAGUCCGAGCAGGGUGUUAACAUCGGUAAUAUCAUAGCCUACGACAUCGACGGCCCGGGAAACAAUGAAAUCACGUACUCUAUGGUACCCAUGAAUCCCGCCCAUGAAGGCUGGAUGGAGAUCGACCAGACCGGCAUCAUCCGAGUGGCGGCCGAUAGGAAAAUUGACUGCGACACACCACCGACGGAUGUGGUGCUUCAGAAUAUAACUAUAGCCGACUGGAAGUGGAAUACCAGUCAUGUCUUCGAAAUCGUCCUGAUCGAUACGAACAACAAAGUACCGUACCACGAAUCCUUCCCGGACGACGGUCGGGUGUACAAGUUCGAGAAAAUAAAAUCCGCGACACCGAUUCUGCAGGUGGAGGGAAAAGACCAGGAUCGGGAUACACCGUACCACACCGUGUCGUACGAGAUUAACUACCGAAACUUCCCGCAGCUGCAGCGAUACUUCGAGGUGUCCGGCAGCACCGGGCUGGUUUCCGUAAAGGAAAACAACGAGCCCCUUGAUCGGGACGCCGGCUUGGAGAGCAUCAUGAUCAAUGUGGUAAUGGUGGACAAUGCGGGCGGGUAUGACGUUCAAAAUCGUAACGAAACGAACAUUUACCUUACCCUGCUGGAUAUCAACGACCACUACCCAGAGCUGCCCGCACUCACUGCUGAUGAAACUGAGAUUUCGGAGGACGCGAAGCAGGGCUUUGUCAUCAAGGCGGAUUUCGUUGCAGUCGACCUAGACGACAGACUUACUCCGAAUGCUAAAAUUAUCUACCGCAUUCAGCAGAUGCUUCCUGAGCAAGAGGUGUCGUUAUUUGACCUGGAAAAUACCAACGAAUACAAUGCUACACUAAGAGUAGGCGUAGACUUAAAAGGUUUCUAUGGCACUAGAACACUAACAAUCGAGGCAUGCGAUCGUGGCAGUGAGUACAAGCCAGUCUUAGAACUUCCUGAACCACCCGUAAACAACUGUAGAACGCGGGAUUACGAAUUGCGCGUCAAUCCGUAUAACUACAACACUCCCGCUAUUAGCUAUCCUACCCGAAAUACCCAAUUGCGAUUGAAGUACGAAUCACUAUACAACGGACGUCCACUGAACGACACGAAUGGCUCAACGAUCCAGAACUUCAUCGCCAUCGAUGACGAUGGGGGGAUUUUCGGCGAUGUCACCUUUUCGCUUAGAAGCACCAACGAUGAUGAAAAAGACCACGAAGUGUUCCGGGUGGAUAAAGUUGAUCAGAAAACGGGACAGCUGGUCCUGGAGAAUGCGCUUGCCGUGAUGCCGUAUCCCAAAAACUACAGCGUCACGGUUAUCGCUAGGGACGGUGGCGAAAAACAGUCGGAGGUACCCAUUUACAUCGUGUUCGUCGACAUGUCCGGUGAACCGGCCUUCCAGGAACCGACAUUCAAUACCGAUUUUACAGAGAAUGAAGAAGGCCGAGAUGAGCGUCGUCAGCUACCGUUAGCCGUCGAUCCGAAGAACGUCGGUCUACCUGAGGGUGCUCAAACAAAUGUAUUCUACUUCAUCGAUAGAACGUAUGGCAACGCCAGUCACCUAUUUGCCCUUGACCCCGUCAAUAACGUGCUGCGGUUGGCGGUCCUACUGGACCGAGAGGAAAUUCCGUCCCACGAGCUGCGCAUCGUGGCGACAAACAACGAGAACGGUCCGCCGGCCACCAUCGUCGAUUCGUCUACGGCUCUGCUGAUCGUGCGCAUUAAGGUGAACGACGUCAACGACAACCCGCCGGUGUUCCAGCAGCGGUUCUACGCGGCCGGUAUCACUACGAACGACCGCGUGCAGAAGCCACUGUUCCGGGUGUAUGCCGAGGAUCCGGACGAGGAUGAGGUGAUCCGGUACGAGGUGGUACCAGAGUCGAUAGAAGCGGUCGGCGAGAACCUGAUCGUUGGAGAUCUACCCUUCCGACUGGAUCCGGACAGCGGUGAACUGACACUGACGAUUAAGGUGCAACCGAACCAGAAGGGCUACUACCAGUUCACCUUGAUCGCAUUCGAUCGGGACGACACGCACAACGAUACGGUUCCGGCCAAGGUCUACAUCGUGUCCGAGUCGAACCGGGUGACUUUCGUGUUUUUAAACAGUGUCGAAGAGAUUGACAAACCGGCCGUACGGGACUUUUUGGCCAAGCAGUUAUCCGCGUCGUACGACAUGGAGUGCAACAUUGACGAUAUCGACCAGAGCUUGGAGGGACGACAGACCGGUUCUAGCACCGCACUGACCGACGUGCGAACCCACUUCAUCCUAGACAACCAGGCAGUGGAAGCGACGGUGGUCCAACAGCGCUCUUCCAACCGCACCUUCGUGACCGAGCUGAAGGCUUCACUGCGCUCUAGCGACCUUUACCUACAAGACGUACCUCCGACACCUGAGGACAUUACCGAAGCUGAUGACACGCUGCAAACCAUCCUGAUCGUGGUUGCGGCUGCUCUGGCCCUGCUGUGCGUCAUUCUGUUCGGCGCGUUCUUCGUCAAGAUCCGCAGCCUUAACCGGCAGCUGAAGGCGCUGUCGGCGACAGACUUUGGUUCCAUCGCAUCCGAUCUGAACGGUAAACCCACGCGCAAUGUACCCACCACCAACAUCUUCUCGAUCGAGGGCUCCAACCCGGUGCUGAACGAUAAUGAGUUCGCCCGGAUGGGUGGCGGUGGUGUGUACGACGACGACCUAAGCCUCCAAUCGGACGUUUCGGACUUCCGGGACAUGGAUAAGGACCUGUUUGCGACAACGAAGAAGGAAAGUGUCAAUCCUGCCUUCAUGGAACACAUUCGCCAGCGCUCGCUAAAUCCGCUGGCCAACGGGAAGGUCGAUGAUGACCACAAAAAGGUGGAUGAAACCGAGGACGAAUUGUCACACCGGUUCUAA